UGCAAUCAUUCACAUUGCACAAUCACUCACUGUUAAUAAUUGAUAUUAGAUAUUAUGUUUAAUUAAAUUUAAAACAAGUUAUUACUUAUUAGUUGUAGAAAAAGUUGUUCUAAUAAAUUAAAAUAAUGUCGAAAAUAUUUACUCCUACUAAUCAGAUUAGAUUAACAAACGUAGCCGUUGUGCGUAUGAAAAAAGGCGGCAAACGUUUCGAAAUAGCAUGUUAUAAAAAUAAGGUCGUUUCGUGGAGGAAUGGGAUAGAGAAAGAUAUAGAUGAAGUUUUACAAACGCAUACAGUAUUCACUAAUGUCUCUAAAGGACAGGCAGCCAAAAAAGAAGACUUACAAAAGAUAUUCGAAACUGAUGAUGUGACUAAAGUUUGUAAGCAUAUAUUAGAAAAAGGAGAAUUACAAAUAUCUGAUAAAGAAAGAUCAGCACAGUUGGAUGCAUCGUUUAAGGAUAUCGCCACAAUUGUAGCUGAUAAGUGUGUUAAUCCUGAAACAAAAAGACCGUAUUCAGUAACAAUGGUAGAAAAAGCUAUGAAAGACGUGCAUUAUUCAGUAAAACCUAAUAGAAAUUCAAAACAACAAGCUCUCGAAGUCAUACAGUUAAUAAAGUCUGUACUUCCAAUAGACAGAGCAAUGAUGAGACUUAAAGUUGAAUCAUCGAGUAAAGAAGCAAAGAAAUUUAAAGACAAGUUCUCUGCGUUGGCAUCAUCUGUCGAGUCUGUCAGUAUGGAAUCUGGAGAACUCUCAAUGGUUUUACUCAUCGAUCCCGGUAUUUACAGGCAGUUGGAUGAACUUAUACGGUCAGAUCCAAAGGGUACAACUUACAUGGAGGUUUUGAGCUUAAAAGAAAUUGUUGAAGGAGAUACAUUGUUGGAUUAAAUUAGUUAAUUAUAUUUUCCCGUGAAAUGUAAUAAUACUAUUUAA
Messenger RNA from Adelges cooleyi (spruce gall adelgid), 929 nucleotides. It is a transcript of the gene Sbds, whose product is annotated as ribosome maturation protein SBDS. The coding region runs from base 126 to 884 and encodes 252 amino acids. Gene Ontology annotation, biological process: ribosome biogenesis; cytosolic ribosome assembly. NCBI's taxonomy places the organism in Eukaryota, Metazoa, Arthropoda, Insecta, Hemiptera, Adelgidae. The transcript is spliced from 5 exons. The record is from RefSeq and is a predicted model, not a curated record.